Messenger RNA from Penicillium subrubescens, 510 nucleotides. RefSeq lists its product as uncharacterized. The transcript has a single exon. The record is from RefSeq and is a predicted model, not a curated record. The coding region runs from base 1 to 510 and encodes 169 amino acids. NCBI's taxonomy places the organism in Eukaryota, Fungi, Ascomycota, Eurotiomycetes, Eurotiales, Aspergillaceae.
AUGAGCGCCCAAGGCCCCGUCGCCCUCCCACCCACCACGGUGCUCACUACCAAACCAAUCUCCCAAUCCGAAGCGCACGAGUUUCUGGCCAUGUACCUCGAGCGCGCCCGAACAGACGCCUCCCUCCAGCCCAACGCCAGCGUCAACGAAAGCGGCCCCGUCUCCCGCACAACCUCCGCCGCGCCUAACCUGAUCCUCCACAACCUCAAGCGUGUGCAAGCCGGUCUGGCCGGCGAGGUGCUGGGCCGUGAUCUUACCGUCCAGAAGCAGAAUCCUGGCGAGGAUUACCUGGAUGUUCCCGUUGCGGCGGCCGCGAACGAGAAAGGCGAGGAGGGCGAGAAGGAUGAUUUGGAGAUGAAGGAUGUUGAGAUGGAGACUGAGGCGGAGGCGUUUGCGGAGCAGGAGGAGCAGUCGGCUGCUGUUGAUAAGGAGGAGCGGAAGAGAAGGAAGAAGGAGAGACGGUUGGCGGAGAAGAAGGCUAAGGCUAAGAAGGAUGUUGAUUCGGAUUGA